AUGGCCUCGACCAUGCAGCUGCUCAAGACCGUGAACGAGAUGGCCGGAGCCCUGGAUUCGGGGGAGUGCAGGACCAUGCUGUACCUGUGUGGACGCCUCGAUCUGGACAGUAACGAAGAGGGCCUUGGAGAGUUCCUGAGGUCGGGGGUCAUUCAGGGGCAGAUGAAUGACCUGUUUCUGGUCGAACUAUUGUUUGAGAUAAAACGCUUUGACAUUCUGUGGAAGUUGUUCAGCACCAAAGCUCAUGACGUCGAGAACGCCCUGGGGAACAGGCAUGUGUUGUCCCGAUACAGGGUGCUGAUGGUGAACAUAAAUGAGAAUAUAACAAAUGGAGAUAUAAAAAACUUAAUAUUCUUAUUAAGUAGAACGGUACCAAGAGAAAAAAUUGACAAAGUUAAGUAUUUCCUGGAUGUGGUGGUUGAACUGGAGAAACUGGAUAAAUGUUCCCCUGAACACUUGGACUUCAUUGAAAAGUGUCUGAGAAAUAUUGACAGGAUUGAUCUAGCAAAAAAAGUUUGUCUGUAUAAGCAAUCAGAUGGAGCCCUUCAGAUACAGUCACUCCCUCACCCGACAGCUCCACAGCAGAGUACUGCAGCUCAUUGUCCAACUCAAACUCAUUCUUAUCCUCUCCAACAACUAAACCACACACAGACCUUACACAAUGCUCCACAAAUCUCCACAGUACCGGUGUCAACGCCAGUCAGCCAGGAGAGUGUGAUCGAGGAGUACAGUCUGAAAGCGGAGCAGAGAGGAUUCUGUCUCAUCAUCGACUGCGUUGGAGCUGACGGAGAGAGGUUGGAGCAAGCAUUCAGAGAGCUCCAUUUCCGGGUGGAGCUCCACCAGUUGCUGAGCGCCCACACCACGGAAUCCCUUCUGAGGGAGGUGUCCCUGCGGGAGGGGGCGCUGCAUUGCGCUGACGCCUUCGUCUGCUGCAUCAUCAGCCGGGGGACCUCCACCCGCCUGCUGGCCACGGACCCCGCCCAGCGAGGCGCUGGCCUGGACCUGGACCUCGUCAGACACCUGUUCUCAGGGAAUAACUGCCCCAUGCUUGCUGGCAAACCCAAGCUGUUCUUCAUCCAGAGGUACGGCGUCCAGCAGCCCUCGGUCCCGCAACCCGGGGCCUGCCCCGGCGGCGCGCCCACUCACCGGGACUCGGACCUGGAGACAGACGGGGUGGCGUGUGGCAGGGGGCCGGCGGUCCCAACGGACGCGGACGUGUUCUGGAGCCACUGCUGGACCAGCGAGUGUCAGUUGGAGCAGGGGAACCACCGUUCGGUCUACCUGGAGGCACUCACUGACGGCCUGCUCAGGGGGAGGAGGAGGAAAACCAAUCUGGUUGAUAUUCACACUGAACUGAAUGGGCUGAUCUACGAUCACAACAAGAGGAAUCCUGCAGCCAGAUACGACAUUGAUCUGAAACACACACUCAGAAGGCAUCUCUGCUUGACAUAAGUCAUGUUUCUCCAUCAUUAAUUAGAUGCCCAUGAUGGGCCAAGAUCUUAGUUAAACCUGCAUUAGAAUGCAGAGGCUGCCCUCUGGUGGUGCUUAUCGUACUCACACUUAUACUUGGAUUAUAUCCUAACAAUAAUUGUGCAUUAUUAUGGCUGGGCUUUCAUUGAUUAUUGAAUAAACGUCUAAUAGGUAAUAUAUUAAACAAGAGGUAUAGUAAGCAUAAUGAUCUUAACGCAAUAAACCACUUAUUUUGUAUGAUGUUAUUUAUUAUUCUACUAAUGCAAUAUCCUAUAUUUUAGAGGCUGCGACUAUCACUCUGAGGCUUGUCACAGUCUCUUUGUCUGUUGGCUCGUACUAAAAUAAAGCUUAUGUCAUGAUACUGCA
Gadus macrocephalus (Pacific cod) is the source of this 1836-nucleotide messenger RNA. Its product is annotated as CASP8 and FADD-like apoptosis regulator. Gene Ontology annotation, molecular function: cysteine-type endopeptidase activity; protein binding. Gene Ontology annotation, biological process: negative regulation of extrinsic apoptotic signaling pathway via death domain receptors; proteolysis. The coding region runs from base 1 to 1452 and encodes 483 amino acids. The transcript has 9 exons. Lineage: Eukaryota; Metazoa; Chordata; Actinopteri; Gadiformes; Gadidae. The record is from RefSeq and is a predicted model, not a curated record.